Molecule: messenger RNA, 1959 nt
Organism: Knipowitschia caucasica
Lineage: Eukaryota; Metazoa; Chordata; Actinopteri; Gobiiformes; Gobiidae
Source: the annotation of a GenBank genome assembly
AUGGGGAACUACAAAACGUUGGGUAUUCCAAAAGGUGCCAAUGAAGAGGAGAUUAAGAAAGCAUACCGCCGCAUGGCAUUGCGCUUUCACCCAGACAAGAACACAGACGCAAAUGCAGAGGAUAAGUUCAAGGAAAUUGCUGAGGCCUAUGAAGUACUCAGUGAUCCUAAGAAAAGGGUGGUCUAUGAUCAGCUGGGAGAGGAAGGUUUGAAAACAGGUGGAAAUAGCUCUUCGGGUGCUCCUGGGAGUUCGUCAUAUCACUAUACGUUCCAUGGAGAUCCCCAUGCCACAUUUGCUUCCUUCUUUGGAGGCUCAAACCCCUUUGACAUGUUUUUUAGCUCAAGCCGUAACCACAACCGCUCUAAUGGUUUCUCCUUCCAUAAUGACCACAACAAUGAUGUGGACCAGGACAUGGACAUUGAGGACGAAGACCCCUUCAGCCAUUUUGGGAGACAGUUUGGUUUUCCUGGAGGCAUGAAGAAUGGUUUUCCUGGAGAGGGCCGACGCAGGAAGGGUGUCCCUUCAGAAAGACUCGGAGCGAAUCAAAAACACCAAGAUCCUCCUGUGGUCCAUGAACUGAAGGUCUCGCUGGAAGAGAUCUUCCAUGGAUGCACCAAGAGGAUGAAAAUCACACGCCGUAGACUGAAUCCAGACGGCAGGAGCAUGAGGACCGAAGACAAGAUCCUUAACAUUGUCAUAAAGAAAGGCUGGAAGGAAGGCACCAAGAUCACCUUUCCAAAAGAGGGGGAUGAAACCCCCGAGAACAUUCCUGCGGACAUAGCCUUUGUGCUCAAAGACAAGGGACACGUCCACUUUAAGAGAGACGGCUCAAACAUUGUCUACAAUUGCAAGAUAAGUCUAAAGGAGGCGUUGUGUGGCUGCACCGUGAGCAUUCCCACUCUGGAAAACCGCGUAAUCUCACUUCCAUGUCAUGACAUCAUCCGGCCCAUGACAGUCAAGCGGCUCAGGGGAGAAGCUUGUACCAUGAGUGGGUUUGUAGUGCUUUCCACGGGGUCCCACAUGCCCAUGGUUGGACUUGGCACCUGGAAAAGUGCUCCUGGACAGGUGAAACAGGCAGUGCUGACAGCCUUGGACUGUGGAUAUAGACAUAUUGACUGUGCUGCUGCAUAUGGCAAUGAACAAGAAGUGGGGGAGGCUCUGGCGCUGCGGAUUGGCCCAGGGAAGGCGCUUCGUCGCGAGGAGGUUUUUGUGACAUCUAAACUGUGGAAUACAAAGCAUGAGCCAGAGGAUGUGGAGACAGCCUGUCAGACCACCCUCACUGACCUGGGGUUAUCUUAUUUAGACUUGUACCUCAUGCACUGGCCAAUGGCCUUCCAGCGAGGUGCAGAGAUGAUGCCCCGGCGCGAGGAUGGCAGUGUGCGUUAUUCAGACACGCACUACACAGACACUUGGAAAGCCAUGGAGUGCUUGGUAGAUGAGGGGCUGGUCAAGGCUAUAGGGGUGUCCAACUUCAAUGCCAGACAGAUCAAUGACAUUUUAAGCAUGGCCAAACAUAAACCGGUUGUUAAUCAGGUGGAGUGUCACCCUUACCUGUCUCAACAAGCGCUUAUAGCUCAUUGUCGGGCACUAGGGGUAUGCAUGACUGCCUACAGCCCGCUGGGUAGUGGAGACAGGCCGUGGGCUUCUCCAAAUGAACCAGCUCUGUUGGAGGAUUCUGGACUUCGGGUUAUAGCCGAGCGAUACGAUAAAACACCAGCACAAAUUAUCCUUAGGUGGCACGUUCAAAGAGGAGUGACAUGCAUCCCCAAAAGUGUGACACCAUCCAGGAUUCAACAAAAUCUGCAGGUGUUUGACUUCAGCUUAUCAGAAGAGGACAUUGCGCAAAUAAACUCCUUAAACCGCAAUGACAGAUUCAUUGUUCCAGCUGUUGAUAGAGGGCGAGAGAGAGUGUGGAGAGACGCAGAACAUCCCCAUUUUCCCUUUCAUGAUCCUUACUAA